CUUUCACUCAUCUUCUCUGAACAGGUUUGUGCUUGUUCAGGUGUUAGGGCAUUAUGUUUGGUGUCAGGUUGUGUUCAUUGGUGUAAUGUUAUAAUCAAAUGGUGUAUUAAUAUUUCUGAAUGUUAAUAAUUAAGGACUGUAAUGGACUACCAACACAUUCUGGUCUGUUUCAUGUUCACUUGCAGUUUAGGUUCUGCACAGGAUGUGAAAUAUGUACUGAAGGGUCAGGAGUUAGCCUUGGAUCCAGCAGUUUUUAGACGCCCUCUUGAAAUAUACUGGACACAUCAUGUCAACAUGGUUGUAUUUUUUGAUGGCACGAUAGAGACUGUGUCCCCUGCAUACAAGAACAGAAUAAGUCUCAACAAGGACUCUGCAGUACUCACCAUCAAAAACGCCACAUAUGAAGACAGUGGAUACUAUGACCUGGAGGUUCAAGAAAACAAGAGGCUACAACAUAUGAUCUUUAAAAUUGAGGUUAUAGACAAAGUAUCCAAACCCAACAUUAGGUGUGAGAUGAUUGACAGUUACCAGGCGACGCUCGUGUGCUCAACAGAGUCCAAACAUUCUGGUUUAUUAAAGUUCAAGUGGAUAUCAGGCGGAAAUGAGCAAACUGGAGCAAAUUUAACAAUAACUCUCAAUAAGUUUCUUAAUCAUCAAGUUUAUAUUUGUGAUGUCAGCAACCCCCUGACCAAUGAGAUUGCUGCAUUCACUGUCAAGGACUGCUUAUCUGGUGGUAUAACUGUUGCUGAAAUGGUUGUCAUCAUCCUUUCGAUCAUUGCCGUUGUGACAAUUGGGGUCGUCCUCUUUUUGGGAUUGAAACUGUACAAAAAACGUCAAGAACGUUGUAAAAGAGAUAAACGCAGAAAAGAAGUACUUCUCUAUGAAUGUGACAUAUCUUCACUAAAUAGAAAGGAAAUAAUGGAUAUAUUCAACAUCAAAAAUCCUAACGACUUCUGGUUUUUGGACUCACAUGAUGAAUUGAAGCAAUAUGGUAUUACAUUGACUGCCUGCAAGGACAUUUUCAGUGAAAUCAUAUUGUGGAUGAAAGCAGACAGUACCAACAGUCAUCCUAGAGUAUUUCUGAACCACUUCCUGGACACAGUGACUCGUAUUGGAGGUUGUCCACAGCAACUGAUGGCCAAACCAAGUUUGCAAGUUAUCACCGAAACGCAAAAAUUCCUGCGUAGGAAUCAUACAGACUCUUAUGCUGGGGAACAAAGUGUGAUUUGUGGAUAUAACAUUACCAGUCACUCAUGGUUAGACGUAUGGACGUAUUGGAAGUACUGUUUUGAAACUCUCAGGGACUCAGGACUUUUCACAGGAAACGAUUUGGACAGGAACCUCGUACAGUUCUGCUUCUGCAGCAUCAUCCAGGAUCAGCUGGAUGAGUGCGUUAGAAGUAACAAUAGGACCCAAAGUGAACACAACAGUUUUAAGUCACAAGAGGACAAACUCUAUCCUGUUCUACCAGCGGAUAUUGAUGCUUGCGAGAAGAAGUGUACCCCAAGAAGGCGGGACCCCUGUGAUGAAACAUUUUACAGGCGCUUUGAAGGCAUUAUGACAGAAAAUAGUUGGAAUAUUCCAGAGGAUGAAAUCAAAGCUCUCGAGCUAUAUUCCAAAUUAAGAAAGAAGAUGCAGGAAAACAAUGAAGUUGUGAUGGAAACAUGAAUAGAUGAAGAACAAGAGCUGGCAGGCGAGACACCUGCAUCUGCACCACAAAGGCUACUGCUGUCAAGUGCCGUGGCUUUGUCUGACUUAUGAUUUGGGAUGAGAAUUGGGCAUGAAUUUUAACUUCACCCCUCUAAUGGAUGUGAUGGAUGGAGCAGCUCAGCGCAUCACAGAGUCUCCUUUUGGGUGGUCUGAACACAGCCCGCUAAAUCCACACUCAAUUACACCACAUUCAUUUUGGUGUGAUUGACUUUGUUUAGCAUUACACUAGUUGUCUUUCUUUUGAGUGUUUAUUUUAAUUACAAUAUUUAUUCAGCUCUAUUUAACUGGCUUUUCAUUUAGCGUACCAAACAUCACCCAAAUUGACUUGAACAUUCAAACUAGGGUUGCUCAUGUAUGCAGUACUCCCGUCGCCCCACAGAGGGAAACAGCGAGGCAUAUGUGUCACAAUGAAGCAACAGUGGGGUGGGUAGAGUAAGACUACUCAUUCAAACCAGAAACGUUACUAUCGAAUCUGAAAAAGGACCGAGCCAGGUGGUUGUUUGAGAGAGUAAGCUGGAGUAUUCGAAGUUGCACGAGUUGUAGAUUAAAAUGGUCGAUUAAUGGCAGGCUGGAAAAGGGAUUUGAGUCGGAGUGAAGAAAGUAUGGAGGACAAUUUCCCAGGAAGGGGUUUUUGAGUAGCUCAUCAAGUAGCAUAAGUGAGAAAGAGAGAGUGGUACAAAAGAAGACCGAUGGGGAGGAAGAGUCCAAUCAUCAAUCAAUCAAUAAAAGUUUAUUUAUAAAGCCCUUAAUCACAAGUGUCUCAAAGGGCUGCACAAGCCACAACGACAUCCUCGGCUCAGGUCCCACAUCAGGGCAAGAAAAAACUCAACAUCAAGGGAUACAAACCUUGGAGGGCGACCGGUGCAAUGGACGUCGAGUGGAUCUAGUUCAUAGUGUGAGAGUCCAGUCCAUAGUGGGGCCAGCAGGGGAUCAUCUUGAGUGGAGACAAGUCAGCAGCGCAGAGACGUCCCAAACUGAUGCACAGAUGACUGGUCCACCCCGGGUCUUGACUUUGACCAGCCAGCACAACCUCAGUGGUCACUUAAUAACCUCUCCACAUAGGAGAGGGAGGCAGAGCAAAAAAGAGACGGCAGAUCAUCUGGUCUAAAAGGGUGGGUCCAUUUAAAUGCUGGCAUAUACAAAUAAGUUUUAAGAUGGGACUUAAAUGCUUCUACUGAGGCAGAGUUCAAAGUACUUCUAAAAUUCGAGGAAUGCCAGGAGAUCAGGAAAGUAGGGCCAAGCGCAAUUGCCCGGUUACUCUGUGGAAACAUGGCCGAUGUAAAAAGGGCUAGUGUGCAAAGCAAUGGAGACUUGAUGAUCGUGUGUAAGAGUAAGUGGCAAAGAGAAAAAGCUUUAAAACUUUUAUGCGUUUCUAAAAAAAAAAAAAAAAAAAAAAAAGAAUGUGAAGAGAGGAGAAAGGUCGGAUUUUGGAGACUAACAAAAGGAGUAAUAUACGAUAUAUCAGUGAGGGAGGAUUUGGAAAACUGAAGGAGAUAGUUAAAAGAGGGAAAGUAGUCAACAUGAGGAGACUAGAAGCAUGGAAAGGUGGAGGAAAAGGGAAUAGCUUGUCAAUGUUAGUGUAAUUUAAAGAUGAAAUUCUACCAAAAUGUGCGUUUUAUAGGGUGCACGAGGUAUUAAGUGAGGUGGUUUCUACCACCACCCCUGCGGUGUUACAAAUGCCAGAAAUAUGGCCAUAUAGCGGAUUAUUGUAAAGGAGAACAGACAUGUGGAAGGUGUGGGGGAGGUCAUGAAUAUGGCAAGUGUGGAGCAGGGGUGCAGAAAAAUUGUGCAAAUUGUGGCGGAGCACAGAGUGUUAGCCACAGAGACUAUGAGGCAAGGAAAGAGAAAGAGAUAAAGUCGUGGAAAAAGUAGACCAGUGGAGGGUGGUAACGCUACAACUUCGGUUUAAUUGUGAUGAGUCACAAAUAUUGUGUGCAAUAUUUGCUGUUGAGUUGUUUAAUUUCUAUAUUAAUUUUUAUUUUAAUUGUACAAAUGUAUUUUACAUUUAAUUUUAUAUGCACAAACAUCUGCAGUUCAUUGUGUGAAUGUAUUAACACUAACCUUCAACUUGAUUUAUGUAAAAUACACAAUCGACAUUAUUUACGUAAAAUACACAGUGGACGUUAUAAUUUUUUUUAACGUUUGUUUUAUGUUUAUGUUUUCAGUCCUACAAACCUAAAUGAAGGAAGAAAUGUACAGAAAUAAAACUGAGGAAGAAAAAUAAUUUAAAAGAAGGAACAUCAAUCAACAAAGCUUCUGGUGCUUCUGUCUCUUCAUGCUGUUAACUAUCUGUCCAGCUGCACAUGCUUGAAACGAGUAGUGCAGGCAGAAUCAUUUAUUGAAUUGAAUGAAUUGACAGUGCAGUAUGAAAGCAGAUGAGUUUACUUUGUAAUUAGGGUAAGCCUAGUCUCAAGGGGAAAAAACCUGAGGAGGUACUCCAAAUGUGGAUGUUUGGCCCCUAACCCUUGAGAUUGUAGCUUUUCUUAUUAUGUACCUGAAUAGCCCUGGCCUAUUGUGUCAACUAUUGUAUUUUUAGAAAAUAAAGUAUAUUUUUGUAUUCA
This is a messenger RNA of Nerophis ophidion (straightnose pipefish), 4271 nucleotides long. RefSeq names its product SLAM family member 9-like. The transcript is spliced from 8 exons. The coding region runs from base 142 to 1668 and encodes 508 amino acids. The record is from RefSeq and is a predicted model, not a curated record. Lineage: Eukaryota; Metazoa; Chordata; Actinopteri; Syngnathiformes; Syngnathidae.